AACGUUUCCUCACUCAAGUCCCCGUCGACGGUUCACCGUAAAGUGUCUCCCAUUGUUUCUAAGAUCAGUCGUGGCCCUCAUAGUGUGAGCGGGGCUGUCCAGCGCUCUCAGUGUAGUGGCAAUACCGAAUUCAAGUUGCCAGGUGCGCCUCAGAAGCUGUCAGCAAUCAGUAGUCCUGAUCUAAGAACGCUAAAAAGUGGGGACGGAGACAAGCAAUGCCUGGCAGCAAAGAGCAUGUGUAGAAGCGACGAAAACCUUGCUUUCGAAAGAAACUAUGAAGUGAAAAAGGACCUAUUCUCGACCAGAGAAGUGUGCGGUGGUACCGGAAACUCCACCGAGAAUCAAUCCAGCCAGUUUUUUGGCGCAGCCAGUGGCCUCCAUGGUUCAUCUCAUAGCCCGCUGCUUUCGAACCAGCACUCAAGUCCUGCACCGUUGGGCUUGGUUUUUCCAAAGGGCUUUGUUCACCAUUCAAGAGCUGAGCUUGGCACGCUUUGCGCUGGAGCACCACAGAACAUUGCGCUUGCUUUGGUAAACCCAACGGGAGAAAGCCGCGGCUACCAAAUUCGGCAGCUUCGCUCAAGUGUCGAUGGUCGCACACCUAAGAAUGCAGAGAUGGUGAACGUUCAAUUUCCAGGCCUGCACACUUUGGCCAGUGGAGGUUUUAUGGAAAUUGAGGGUUCCUUCCUCUCCAUGACUCCUGGUUUAGUGGAAGCCGUGCUUGGCAUUUUCCUCGGGGCUAGAGGUGGCCACAAAGCUCUGCACAGUGUCACUCUGGCCGCUCGAGUUGAGGAGCCAUGUGUCACCCUGGAGCCAAGCCAAGACAUCAACUUCGAAGGCCUGCACUUCGAUGGUGAACAAAGCAGUGUGAAGAGCUGUGGCAGCUAUAAAGUGACCAUCAUCAACAAAAGCUGCUGCGCUGUUCCCGUCGUAGUUUGCAUACGCGGGGGCGAGGGAGUGUUCGCUGUGAGGUCCGAGGAAGUCGAGGCCAACAAGGACCAGGCACGUUUUUCCGUCAUUCUUCCAAGCAAGGAGGAGCGCACUGCCACUUCGUUUAUUGUGGAUUGCUCUACACGUAGUGCCGACCGUGACCUUGUUGUGCAGGCCAAGUUGGAGGUGCUCCUGGAUGGAUGCCUGCUCUCUCGCAGGCUUCUGGCAGGAGUUGGCCUUCGUGCAUCUAUCAAGCCACCAUCGCUGACGCUGGAGCAUGUCAACGCUUGCGAGGGCGAGGGAGUGUUCGCUGUGAGGUCCGAGGAAGUCGAGGCCAACAAGGACCAGGCACGUUUUUCCGUCAUUCUUCCAAGCAAGGAGGAGCGCACUGCCACUUCGUUUAUUGUGGAUUGCUCUACACGUAGUGCCGACCGCCUUGUUGUGCAGGCCAAGUUGGAGGUGCUCCUGGAUGGAUGCCUGCUCUCUCGCAGGCUUCUGGCAGGAGUUGGCCUUCGUGCAUCUAUCAAGCCACCAUCGCUGACGCUGGAGCAUGUCAACGCUUGCGAGCCCUUGGAAGUGUGUUGUGGCAGAGGACAAACUAAAGUCUGGCUGAAAAAUGAUAGCCCUUGCCCUCUGGACCUGGAGUUGUCCGCCGGAGUGCUUUUCCAUGUGAAACCUGGAAGGUUCAGGAUUCAUGCUGCGGACCACAUGGAGCUGCACAUCAGUGCCACAGAAUCGGCUGAAAGAAUUGGGGCUUGCAGCAGUGACAACAGGUGUGAAAGCGUUCUGGAAGCCACUGUUACACCACAGGGCUUCAAGGUGGCCCUUGUGAACCUGGUGAGCUCCUUCAAACAGCAUGCUACAUCAGAUGCCACAGCAUUGGCCAGUGCUUUCUCUAAGCAUGGUGCAACUGGAGGCUGCAAGAAGCUUAAGACCUUGGAGAGCAACUGCAGGUUCCUGUUGUGGGCAAACCUACACAACUUGGCCUCAAAGGUAAAGAGUCUCAAGAUUAGGAAUCCGAAUGCUGUUUCUAUAAACAUGGAGGUCUCAGUGGGGAAACCUUACCACGAGCUUUUCCAAGUGGAAAUGCGAACCGAAAACGGUAAACACGCGUCAUCCACUUUGCACUUGGACACCAACGCUACCGUGGACAUCUAUGUAUCCAAUGCUAAAUGCAGCAGACUGCUGGCAAUGGGACGAAGUUUCAUCGAGUCAAGGCUGGUCAUCAAGAGCUACAGCGGUAGUCACACGGACAUCAAGAACGUGGCACUGUAUGCACUUGAAGGCGAGCUUAAGGUGGAGUUGCGCGACACAUGUUGCCUCGAGAAAACACGCCACCUGGUGGACAUGGGCGUUCCGCAAGCGCCAGGCACUGUGGCGACCUACAGUUUCACUAUUGUCAACAGUGGUGACUGGGAUGCGUUUGUCUACCUUGCCACCGAUGGCAGCCCACUCUUGGGCUCCCCAAAAGAGUCUCCGUGUAAAGGUGGCAAAGGCACCAUUUCAGUGACUUCAUCCUGCUUCGUGCUGCGCCGCAUGAAAUCCAAGACGGUGUCAUUGACCUACGAGUUUGGAGCCAUCGACGCACAGCUGUGUGCUGGAGGGCAAGUUGGCACACUAUCUGUCAUCCGGGUGCUGUUUGGCUUUGAAGCACUUCGGCAAGCAGCCAAAAGGGCAUUUUCCAAGCCUUCAGGAGGCAAACUACAGCCAUCGGAAAUGAUGUUGCCCUUCCUCGGGUCUUUUGAGAAUGAGGGCGAAGUAGAGGAGUUGACUGUAUCCGGAAGCGUGGUGGAGCAGGUCUUUAUGAAAACAGUCUCCCAGGCAGUCGUCGCGGUCAUCGCCAGCAGUGGUGCCGCAGAAGCACUGAUACAGUCAUCUACUGCGGCAUCGCUCGCACCUCUCGAGGACCUGACCUUCUUGAACAGACCCAGCCUGUCUGAACUUGCAGAGUAAAGCAUUUCGCUGGUGCCCUGUGCAGGCCUGUGCAGGCCUGUGCCUUGCAAUCUGAAUUGGCCUUGUUAACAAAAAUAUGUUCAUACUCAUUCAGCCAAUUGACAACCAAUUAAACCAAAUAUGGUUCUCUGGUGCUUUUCUUCAAUACUUCAAUGGUCGUUGUAAAGAGUGUGUAUGUAUGUAGCAAAUGUAAGGUUCGAAUUUUUGUACCCGGUAAACGUAAAUACCUGUUUAGUUGUUGUGUAGGUAAGAAAGCAAUUGGCAACAAGUGAAAGUUGGAUCACAUGUAGUAUUUAAGAAAUAAACGUAAAUAAAAAAUCAGAGUUUUGAUUAACCAUAUAACGCUAGUGGUUGUUCAAAUGCUGAGCACCAUUCCUAACUGCUUGCUGCUGUAAAAUUGGAAUGCAAGCAUAAAUAUGAGAAUAUUUUACAUUUAGUAUCUUCGGUUGUCUUAGCGUCUUUGGCUAUCGCACAACUGUAUCACAGGUUGUAAGUUUAGAAUGUUUUGAUUUUAGAAUGAUCAUGAUUUAAUCAAGUGAGGUGAUGUUGUGGGCAUUCUCUUGCACACUCAAAGAACAAAAGAAAAAGAAACCUGCUUACAAAAGUACGUCUUACUGUGUCUUGGGAUACUAAUAUUUAUAUUCUCAAAACUUAGUUCAGCAAUAAGUGCUGGGAGUUCCCAAUUCCAACUGCCUCGUUUUAGUGACAGCCACUGUAUGGAGAGGAGGUACUCAAAGGCUGACAGUGUUAAAGGAAAAAGUAUAGUGUAUGUGAGCUUGGAUUCUACUUUUAUGUUCAUUAUUUUUAAUGUUAUUGACAAUAUCCUUAAAAACCUUGUGCAAGGGUGCUACUUAGGGGCGGAUACAAUUAUUGACACAGCUGUAGUUUGAAACUGCCAAUGUUGCAUGCAUUGCUCCUGGCACGGUCAAGGUGUCCACAAAGGAGCGAAGUGGGGCUAGGAAAUGCAAAGUGAGCGUGAUUGCACUAUCGUGUUCUCUUCUUGAAGCUUAAAUAUCUUUAAAGUUUUUUUUCAGCGGUAUGUAGAAGAACAAUAUCUCAAUAUUUGUUUAUAUUUUGUUAGCGGUAUGAGCAGUUCUCUGUGGGUGUGCCCUGUAAUUAAUGGUGACUAUUUAAAAAAAGAUUUUGGGAAAUCAAGCAUGGGUUUUUUUGUUAUCACUGUCCCUGGAUUUUUAAAGGAAUGCUGACAUAAUUUUUCAGCAUCGUGAAAGGGACAAUUUUGUUUUCUUGGCAUAGGGCGGCAAAACUUCGCUCAUGGGAUAAGUUUUGAGCUUUGGACUCACUGGGACUCAGACCUGCGAAACUUUUUAUGAGCCAGACUCACUCGUACUCACACUCACAGAAAUUUUCUUCUGCUGGACUCACUCGGACUCAAACUCACCAAAACAUUACUCACCCGUGCUCACUCAGACUCAUGGCUCGAUCUCAGUCUGAGCGAUUCCGAGUGAGUUGACUCGUGAGUUCGUCAGCCUAGAAUUGGCUUAUUAAGCCAGGGUGACAAUGCUUUUUAACACCUAUAUCUCGCGUAAUCGCUGUUCUUCUUGGUGCCGAUUAGCAUAGUAGCUUCAAAAACGAGUUCCAAGUGCUUCCAAACCAGUAACGCCAUUUUUCUUGCAAAAGAUAACAGCGUAAGUUGUAAUAAUCAAGAAAUUUUCUGGAAGAGUUGCUGGAGGGAGGUCAAGGCACCCCUCUACGUAAUUCACGCCUCUAAUUAACAAAUACUGAAACGCCAUAUGAACAACACACUGCUUUGGAGUACCUGUGAGUAGAUGCAGGUAUAAAUGUAAAUCCAGGUGAGGCUUACAGUAAUGCUGAAGAUGACUAGAUACAACCUAAGUCGGCAAAAGAACUUGGAAUUCACUCAGUCUCACUUGAGAAAUAUAAUUUGCGCUUUGGACUCGCUCGGACUCAGACUUGCAAAAAUUUUCUGGAGCCAGACUCACUCAGAUGUACACUCAGGAAAAUUUUCAACUGGACUCACUCGGACGCAGACUUGCGAAAACAUUAUUCACUCAGAGUGUCGGCUCGAUCGGAAUCUGAGCCUGAGUGAGGGGCCUCGGGAGUGAGUUUGCAGACCUAUGCAAGGAAUUGUGCACUGUUAAUGCUCUGCACACGCCGGAGUUGGGCAAACAUGUGUAACUUAUUCUACUUCGAUAAUGAAAUUUGCACCGCCUAGCAUAUGUGCAGCCAGCCCUACUGCAAUGGACAUUAUCACGAGUCAACACAGUUCUAUGGUAUUGCAAACUAUGCGGCCUGCAUGCAGCCUAAAAUCAUAAAAAUAGUUGUUUACGUGCACCGUAUGUGACUAGAAGCAGAUGACAGAGCUGCUGCUAGUAUGUUGCGAAUUUCCAUUUCCCCGUAAUGUCAGACUGUGUCAUCAAGGCGUUGUGAAAUGAUCUCUUCAUAUCGAAACGGAAAAUGUCGUCUCAGGAUAGGGGUAUUAAAAACAUAAUGCAUUCUUAGACACCAUGUUAAUCUUUUCAGGGUUCUCAACACCUGUGUUUUUAUUUUGAACAAUCUGAAAAUAUUUGAAUUCCGUCUCAGUUCUCUUUUAUUGGCUACUUGCCAUUGUUUUAGUGGAUGUCAUGUUUCUCUGUAAUGUAGUUGUUGCUUGAAGCAAACCAGUUCAUGUAUAGGCGUUUUUAUGUAUUAACAACAUACAUUUGCUCUGUUUAUGUAUGUGCAUUUCUACCUGCUCUCAAUGCGCACAAUCUUAUUUACCUGUACUUCCAUUCCACUUUCUCGUGCAAAUGUAUGCAUUUUGGGUGCUUGGUUAAUUACUUUUCUUGUGUUCUCUUCUAUCUUGCGUUUUCCUUCUACACAAAUCUUGCUGUAUAUAGUGUAAAGCUAGUUUUACGUGUCUUUUCAAACAUGUGGUGUAUUUAUGUAACCUUCCUGAAUGCACAGCAAUUAUGCUGCUAAGUUCAUAACUUCAGUACGACUGCACAAUGAGAGAGACAUGGACAAGAGCGAAGAAACACCCAGCGUGAACUUUCAACCAAAUUUAUGUCUUGUUCAUGUCUUUUUGAUGGUCAGUCAUAUGGAAGCUAUAUUACUAACUUGCCCAAAAUAUUGAUAGAAAUAAAGGCUGUUAAGGUCACAGUAUAAAUGUAUUUUUUUAUCUUUUUUAAGAACUGGGUGCACUUUGUUUUAUAUACUGUAUAUAGUUUUUUUAUAAAUGAGAAGUUUUUGUAAUAAAAUUUGGUGAGCCUUCUUG
This is a messenger RNA of Rhipicephalus microplus (southern cattle tick), 6115 nucleotides long. RefSeq lists its product as uncharacterized. The record is from RefSeq and is a predicted model, not a curated record. NCBI's taxonomy places the organism in Eukaryota, Metazoa, Arthropoda, Arachnida, Ixodida, Ixodidae.